CAAGUUUCCUCAGAACCGGAAGUCGCUGAUUGGAACAAAGACUAUCCCGGCCCGGAUUGCCUUCUAAAGAAUCCAGUUACACGAAGAAGAAGCCCAGAAGAGGAAAGAAAAGGAUUCAGAAAUGGCUCUUACUCAGAGCCCUUUAACAUUCAGGGAUGUGGCCAUAGAAUUCUCUCAGGAGGAGUGGACGUGCCUGGACCCUGCUCAGAGGACUUUAUACAGGGACGUGAUGUUGGAGAACUAUAGGAACCUGGUCUUUGUGGGUAUGUCUUCUAUAUGUGGGAUAAAUGUAUUGCCAGCUAAAGAGGGCAGUAGAACAGAAGAAAUAUCCCCCACAGGGAUGGUGGAAAGGAAUGAAAAUGAUGACAUUGAAGGUGUUUGCUGUAGGGAAAUCCAAACAAAUAUACAUAACUUUGGAGGCCAGUGGAGAGUAAAUAAAAGACAUUGCACUAGAGUCCAUAUGACUCCUCUGAGAAAUCUCCCUGGUAGGAGAGAUCACUAUGAUAGGAGGGAUGCAGGAAACAAUCCUGUUAAUAAUCAGCUGGGAUUGAACACCCAGUCAGAUCUCCCAGAACUCCAGCUAUUUAAGAUUGAAGAGAAAAUUCAUGAACGUAAUCUCAUAGAUAUGUCUAUCAGCAGUGAUUUCUUGGUUUCCCUUCCCCAAAGAAUUCCUUCUCCAAUGAAACCCUCCUUUUCUCAUGAACAUAAGUAUGACCUUAUGGACUCGUUAUUCCAACAAAGAGAGAAACCACGGAUAGUGACAGAACAUUACAAAUGUGUUGAGUGGGAAGAGGCCUUUUUUCAAGGGUCACAUUUCAAUGUUCAUCAAGUAAUGCAUGAGAAAGACAAUCAAUUUAAAUCUGAUAUAUGUGCCAAGGUGUUCAAUAAAAAAUCAAGGCUUAGAAGUCAUCAGAGAGCCCGUAGUGUAAAAAAAACUUACAAGUGUAUUCAAUGUGGCAAGGUCUUCAAUUACAUUUCACAGCUUGUACUGCAUCAGAGAAUUCACACUGGAGAAAACCCUUACAAAUGUAAUGAAUGUGGCAAAAUGUUCACUUGGAAAUCAUCCCUACAAAGGCACUGGAGGAUUCAUACUAGGGAGAAACCUUACAAAUGUAAUGAAUGUAGCAAAAUAUUCAGUGAUAAAUCAUCCCUAAGAGCACACCAGAGGAUUCACACUGGAGAGAAACUUUAUGAAUGUAAUGAAUGUGGAAAGGUAUUUCCUGAAUGUUCAAUCCUUGCACAGCAUCAGAGAAUUCAUACUCAAGAGAAACCUUACAAAUGUAAUGAAUGUGGAAUGGUAUUCCAUUUUAGUGCAUCCCUUGCACGGCAUCGGAAAAUUCACACUGGAGAGAAACCUUACAAAUGUAAUGAGUGUAGCAAAAUAUUCAGUGAUAAAUCAUCCCUAGGAGCACACCAGAGGAUUCAUACUGGAGAGGAACCUUAUGAAUGUAAUGAAUGUGGAAAGGUAUUUCCUGAACGUUCAAUCCUUGCACAGCAUCAGAGAAUUCAUACUCAAGAGAAACCUUACAAAUGUAAUGAAUGUGGAAAGGUAUUUCGUUUUAGUGCAUCCCAGAGGAUUCACACUGGAGAGAAACCUUACAAAUGUAAUGAAUGUGGAAAGCUAUUCCGUGAAAGUUCAGCUAUUACAGAGCAUCUGAGAAUUCACGCUGGAGAAAACCCGUACAGAUGUAACAAAUGUGGCAAAAUGUUCAGUUAUAAAGCAUCCCUAGGAAAGCACUGGAUGAUUCAUACUGGAGAGAAACCUUACAAAUGUAAUGAAUGUGUUAAAGUGUUCACUCAGAAAUCAUCCCUACAAAUGCACUGCAGGAUUCAUACUGGAGAGAAACCUUACAAAUGUAAUGAAUGUGGCAAAGUGUUCACUCAUAAAUCAUCCCUACGAACACACUGGAGGAUUCAUACUGGAGAGAAACCUUACAAAUGUAAUGAAUGUGGUAAAGUGUUCACUCAGAAAUCAUCCCUACAAAUGCACUGCAGGAUUCAUACUGGAGAGAAACCUUACAAAUGUAAUGAAUGUGGCAAAGUGUUCACUCUUAAAUCAUCCCUACGAACACACUGGAGGAUUCACACUGGAGAGAAACCUUACAAAUGUAAUGAAUGUGGAAAAGUAUUUAAUCGUAUUUCAGACCUUGCACGACAUCGACUAAUGCACACGGGAGAAAAACCUUACAAAUGUAAGGAAUGUGGCAAAAUGUUUACUCGUAAAUCAUCCCUAGCAUAUCACUGGAGAAUUCAUACUGGAGAGAAACCUUACAAAUGUAAAGAAUGUGGCAAAAUGUUCACUCAGAAAUCAUCCCUAACACUACACUGGAGGAGUCAUACUAGAGAGAAACCUUACAAAUGCAAUGAAUGCGGCAAAAUGUUCAGUGAUAAAUCAGCCCUACGAAAGCACUGGAGGAUUCAUACUAGAGAGAAACCUUACAAAUGUAAUGAAUGUGGCAAAAUGUUCACUCAGAAAUCAUCCCUACGAAAGCACUGGAGGAUUCAUACUGGAGACAAACCUUACAAAUGUAAUGAAUGUGGAAAGGUAUUUAAGUGUAUUUCACAGCUUGCAAAACAUCAGAGAAUUCACACUGGAGAAAAACCUUAAAAAUGUAAUGAAUAUGCAAAAAUGUUCAAACCAAAUCAUCCCAGGGAAAACACUGAAAGAUUCAUACUGAGAGAAACUUUGGAAAUGUUAUGAAUGUUACAAGAUCUUCAGUCACAAUUCACACUUUGCAUGACAUCUAAUAAUUCAUACUGGUGAGAAACCUUGUAAUAAAAAUGGGGAAGUGUUCAGUCAGAAUCCACACCUUACAAAUCAUGGGAGAAUUCAUACUGGAGGAAACCUUAUAGGUAUGAUGAAAAUGGCAGUCUUUAGUCAAAAUUUGUGUCGUAUUUAUCAUUGGAGAAUUCUUUUUUUGUUGUUUCAAUUGUUUUUUUGUUUUUUUCUGGGCUUUUUAUUUUGUCUUUAUUAAAUCCUUACUGUGUACAUUGAUGCAUUUGUGUGAUUCAGAGUAGUGAUUUGAUAUACAAUGUGAAAUGCUUACAUGGAACUGAUUAACACAGCCAUCACAAUCAUACUCUUAGUAGUUUUGAAAUGUACCAUUGCAUUGCAUCAUGCACAUUAUGAGAGGUCCCCUAAAAUACCCGCCCUCCCCAAUCCUCUCUUUCCUUUUUCUUUCUACUUUCUACAUUACAGUUAUGUUUUAUAGUUCAUAUAAAUGUGUAGGUGAUUAUAUAUUAAUUUCACAGUAGUAUUGAGUACAUCGGAUAGUUUAUUUUCUGUUCUUGAGAUAUGUUACUUAUAAGAAUAUGUUCCAGAUCCAUUCAGGUAAACAUAAAAAGAUGUAAAGUCUCCGUCUUUUUUAUGGCUGCGUAGUAUUCCAUGGGUGUACAUAUAUACAGUUCGUUAAUCCAUUCAUGGGUCGAUGGGCACUUGGGCUGUUUCCAUGUCUUGGGAAUUAUGGAUUGGGCUGUAAUAAACAUUCUCAUGCAAGUG
Molecule: messenger RNA, 3499 nt
Organism: Nycticebus coucang (slow loris)
Lineage: Eukaryota; Metazoa; Chordata; Mammalia; Primates; Lorisidae
Product: zinc finger protein 83-like
Exons: 4
Coding region: 122-2608 (828 amino acids)
Biological process (GO): regulation of transcription by RNA polymerase II
Molecular function (GO): RNA polymerase II cis-regulatory region sequence-specific DNA binding; DNA-binding transcription factor activity
Source: RefSeq, a predicted model, not a curated record